Messenger RNA from Aplysia californica (California sea hare), 1520 nucleotides. RefSeq names its product DPH3 homolog. Gene Ontology annotation, biological process: protein histidyl modification to diphthamide. The coding region runs from base 357 to 788 and encodes 143 amino acids. The transcript is spliced from 3 exons. The record is from RefSeq and is a predicted model, not a curated record. Lineage: Eukaryota; Metazoa; Mollusca; Gastropoda; Aplysiida; Aplysiidae. Gene Ontology annotation, molecular function: metal ion binding.
ACUUCAAACCGAUAUUCUGUGAUGUCGUGGGGUGUGAUGUGAGAUACCCAAGGCCCAGUGUCGUAACUUCUAUGAAAACUCAUAGUAUAAACUUUCCAUGUCAUAAUCUGGAAUACUUUCAAACAAUCUAGUGUGUUACUUUUUCAUGUGAAUGAACAUUGGAAGUGUGAGCUCAUUUUUUAUGCUCUAUGUUGCAUGCACUUGUCAGCAACAAAGAGCUCCCAGUUUUUAGUGUUGUGAUUUUCCGAACACUGUCUAGUCCCUUGUGUGAUGUGAGUGGUGAUCUGAGAUAUAUUCUUGGGAGCUGAACUUCACCAGAUACAGUGAACUUUGAACUCCUCACCUCUGUUUGAGGAAUGGAGGAAGAAGAGAAAGAAAACCAAGCUCAGUACAGCAGUCAGCUGGCAUCAGGGAGAGCAAACGUGGAACAGCACAGUGACAUGGAGAAUGAGACUGAUCUGUCUUAUUUAGAGCACGAGUCUGCUGAAUUUUCCUCGUCUGAGGAAGAAGAAGACCGUGACGAAGGCUCUGAGCCCGUCUCUCUGAACGUGACUCCUGAACUGCUGGCUGAUAUUUUACACCAGAAGCAAAUGAAAAUCCUUCAAACACCAGAGGUGAUGCAUUUUUUGCAAGAGCACCAAACCAUGUUAGCUCGUAACGGCUCCCAGUGUCAGUCCACGGCUUCACACGGGCAGAAUCGUCCACUGGUCAAAGACGCGGGAUUGUCCUCAGCUCUCGCAAACUUUUCGACAGACUCCUCCACACAGCACAGCCUCCCAAACAGAUGACACCUGUCCUUGUGGUUGUUGUUCUCUCACUAUCUCUAUCCCAAGCCUUGAUUUGCGACCUGUCAAACCUCGUUAAACCGGCACCCCUGUCAUGGAACAUGAUUCUGCUGUGCGAUCUGUGCUUGAAAAAUGUCUUUUUGUUGGUGUUAUACAUGUAUAAUAUGUAUUUAGUAGAGCCAAGAGUCUUCUCUCUCCAUUUCUUUGUCUUUCUCGUGGGAGAAAGAUAAUCAAAUAUCCAACCAGUGGGUGUUGUGCGCCAUGUGCAGUGUGUACCUUUGUCGGUCAGUUCGCUGGCGGUACGACAAGGUAAAUUUGCAUUAAUUAAAUAAAGGCCGUACAGCUCCGACAGUAGGUGGCAUUUUUUUUUUUACAUUGGCAAAACCUGGUGGUAAGUGGGGCUGGCGGUAUAACAGGCAGGGGUACGAGGUUUGACUGUAUAUUUAUGGCUUUUAUCUUUAGAUUUGUUUUUUAUUUACGGUAUCUUUUUGAAACCGCUCUAGCAACAUAUAUCUGGUAACUUUUACAACGAUGCUCUCCGUGCUGGUUUAAAUUAUAGUAGAUUUCUAUGUACUGGCACCUCUUUUUUCAAGUUGAUUUUGACAUAAUGGAAGGGUGCAAGUUUUUACCAUUCCUUCUCCCGUUUUCUUUAACUCUUUUUAUCCUAGCCGUACCGCCACGGACUCUGUACCGGUCCUGGGGCCGCCGCGCCGUAUGAGUCAGAAGUCAGUGCGU